Molecule: messenger RNA, 1020 nt
Organism: Venustampulla echinocandica
Lineage: Eukaryota; Fungi; Ascomycota; Leotiomycetes; Helotiales; Pleuroascaceae
Exons: 1
Coding region: 1-1020 (339 amino acids)
Molecular function (GO): oxidoreductase activity, acting on NAD(P)H
Source: RefSeq, a predicted model, not a curated record
AUGGCUUCAAAUACUGCAGCCUGGAUUACAGCACCCAAAGCUCGACCACUCGAGGUCAAAGCUGCUCCUAUGGCAACUCCGGGAGCAGACCAUAUCCUCAUAAAAAACUACGCUCUUGCCAUCAACCCAAUUGAUGGCAAGCUUCAAGCAACGGCCUUUUACCCGCUCAACUAUCCUGACAUCCUCGGGCAGGACAUCGCGGGUGAAGUCGUGCUAGUUGGACCCAAUGUGACCGGCUUCAAGAAGGGGGACCGCGUGAUCGGCAACGCAACGGGCUUUGCGACGAAGCGAAACGAAAACAAGGGAUUCCAAGCCUACACGGUCCUCGAGACCAAUAUGGCCUGCCAGAUUCCCGCAAGAAUCUCCUUUGAAAGGGCCGUUGUGCUCCCGCUAGGCCUAUCGACUGCAUCCUCUGGCCUAUUCCAUCCCGACUACCUCAAUCUCCAGCUACCGACCGAGCCUCGGCAGAAGUCAACCGGAAAGAUCAUCCUAAUCUGGGGGGGAUCAUCGAGUGUUGGGUGCAACGCAAUCCAGCUCUCUGUUGCGGCCGGCUAUGAGGUUAUCACGACGGCAUCGCCAAAGAACUUUGAGCUUGUCAAGAAGCUGGGCGCAAGUCAAGUCUUCGACUAUAACGAGACAACGGUCGUAUCGAGCCUGAUUAGCGCCGCGAAGGGCAAAACCAUUGCCGGCGCAUUCGACGCCAUCGGAGAAGGGGCCUACGAGCCCUGCAUCGAGUUUGUCCGGAGAUCAGAGGGAACCAAAUUCGUAGCUACCGUGUUCGUUAGGCCCGUUGAGCCUCCCGAAGGGAUCCAAGUCGCCAAAGUGUAUGCCCCUUCUAUUAGGAACAACCAUGUCGCUCAGGCCAUCUACCAAGAUUUCCUGCCGAAGGCUCUCGAGGCUGGGGCGUAUAUCCCGGCUCCUGAGCCGAUGGUGGCCGGAAAAGGGCUCGAAAGCGUGCAAGGCGCCAUAGAUAUCCAGGGCCAAGGUACUUCAGCUCGGAAGGUGGUGGUAUUGCUUUAA